AUGGCUGAGACGACGCCCUUACUCAACAAUGGCAAGCGCCCAGCGCAGGCGUCCCAGAGCCUCUUCUCACCAGCAAACAGGGUGUUGGUGGCAGGUUUUGUUAUAUCCAUUGCCCUGAGUUUCACCCAGGUCCCAAUUCUCUACGUCUUCCGCUUAAUGGAAUGUGAUGAGUUUUAUCGUAACAACCCACCAUUCAACGGCCCCGGAGACCGAUGCAGUCGCACCGAAAUUGAUGCUGGAACUGCGGCGCAGGUAUCGCUAUUAGGUAUUCUAACGACCGUCUUCGGUACCUUGAACUUGUUCGUCGCUGGCUGGCAAAUCAAAAGAUGGGGGCCACGGACUGCUUUGGUACUGCAGACAUUCUUUCCGGCUAUUCGACAAGUCGUUCAAAUUAUUGGCGUCACAGUUGGUGCCCGAAGUGGCAUCAUUAUCACACAAUCCAGCCAGCUUGUUGGGCUGGUUGGUGGAGUAUCCGGGUACUUACUGGUACUAAAUACAGCAGCUGGGGAGGUCGUUGCGCCCUCUGACCGAACAGCGACAUUUGGCAGGCUGCAAGGGAGCGUCAUGCUCGGGACUGCCAUCGGUUACCUGCUUGGCGGUCUCAUUGCUGAUGAAUUUGGAAUUCGACGACCCUUCGAGAUUUCCAUGGUCCUCUUUCUGGCGAGCAGCAUAUAUGGAGCACUCUUCGUACCAUACAUUGACCCCAAGACCCUCGCCGAUGGAGAUACCAGGUCCAAGGGUAUCAAGUCUGUCUUCCGCCCAUUGAAAGUCCUCGUCCCACAAAAGUUACGAUUGCCCGACGGACGACCCUUCAGAUACUAUGGAGUUACUUUCCUGGUCCUUGGAGUAUUCAUGGGGGUCCUGGCCACUGGUUUCGCCCCAGUCCUGAUCCAGAUGUAUGCCACAGCAGCAUUUGGCUUCCACCCUACGGAUAAUGGCUAUCUGAUGGCUACGAACUCUCUAAUCCGUGGUGUUUUCUUGAUUUUUGUCUUCCCGACAAUCAUUUCAUCAGGGCGGAAGUGGUAUACUUCAGGCAGAGUGGUGGACACGUCAACGAAUCCCAGCCAGCCAUUGCCCACAGAGCCCAGCGACUUUGAUCCUGCCCCUGGAGGUCUCAUGGCCGAGCAAGAGCCAAUAAUGCCACCAGAGCCUGUUGAGGAUGAAGACGGCCGGGCCUUUGAUUUAUUCUUCCUCCGCUGGAGUUUGGUUGCAGAUGGACUUGUCACUGCUUAUACCGCAUCUGCUACGGCCGGAUGGCAUAUCUAUAUCGCCGGCUUUCUACUGCCUUUGGCAUCAGGUUCUGCCCCGGCAAGCAAAGGAGUCAUCACUGAAAUGUGCCCGCCCUCCGAGCGUGCGAAUGCAUUGCAAGCCAUGACUCUUGCGGAGAACGUGGCCAUGCUGUCAACACUUGGUCUGUUCGGGUUCAUAUUUUCUGUCUUCUCAGAUAUCGGAAAGGCAUAUUUGACCUUCUACUGCAAUGCUUCCGUUGCCCUUGUCGCGGUUAUCAUUCUCCUCUUCUCACACCCACCGCCACCCAAGAGUGUAUUGGAUGAAACGAUCUCUGCAGUGCCUGAAAAUUAG
Molecule: messenger RNA, 1581 nt
Organism: Cryphonectria parasitica EP155
Lineage: Eukaryota; Fungi; Ascomycota; Sordariomycetes; Diaporthales; Cryphonectriaceae
Exons: 4
Coding region: 1-1581 (526 amino acids)
Biological process (GO): transmembrane transport
Cellular component (GO): membrane
Molecular function (GO): transmembrane transporter activity
Source: RefSeq, a predicted model, not a curated record